Messenger RNA from Miscanthus lutarioriparius, 1197 nucleotides. Lineage: Eukaryota; Viridiplantae; Streptophyta; Magnoliopsida; Poales; Poaceae. The record is from the annotation of a GenBank genome assembly.
AUGCUAUCGGCUGCGAUGGAUUACCUGAAAUCUUGCUGGGGGCCGGCAUCACCGGCCGGGCGCCCCCGCAAAGGAUCGGACGCCACCGGCCGCCAGGACGGGCUCCUGUGGUACAAGGACGGCGGGCAGGUCGUCGAUGGUGAGUUCUCCAUGGCCGUGGUCCAGGCCAAUAACCUGCUGGAGGAUCAUAGCCAGGUUGAAUCCGGGCCGCUGAGCACAUCGGAGCCUGGACUGCAAGGCACCUUCGUCGGGGUCUAUGAUGGGCAUGGUGGCCCGGAGACGGCGCGGUACAUCAAUGAUCAUCUCUUCAACCACCUGAGGAGAUUCGCAUCUGAGCACAAGGGCAUGUCAGCAGAUGUGAUUCGGAAGGCAUUCCGAGCGACUGAGGAGGGUUUCAUUUCUGUAGUUAGUGACCAAUGGUCAGUGAGACCUCAGUUAGCAGCUGUAGGCUCUUGCUGUCUAGUUGGCGUGGUUUGCAGCGGAACUUUAUAUGUUGCAAACCUUGGGGACUCCCGUGCUAUUCUUGGGAGACUUGUCAAGGGAACUGGAGAGGUUUUGGCAAUGCAGCUCUCAGCAGAACACAAUGCAUCCUAUGAGGAGGUUAGACGAGAGCUGCAGGCAUCACAUCCUGAUGAUCCCCAUAUUGUGGUCCUAAAACACAAUGUUUGGCGUGUAAAGGGUAUUAUCCAGAUAACAAGGUCAAUUGGAGAUGUGUAUUUGAAGAAACCAGAGUUCAAUAGAGAACCUUUGCACAGCAAGUUUCGUCUUCAGGAAACUUUCAGAAGACCACUUCUUAGUUCCGAUCCAGCAAUUACUGUACACCAAAUACAGCCAACUGAUAAGUUCAUCAUUUUUGCAUCUGAUGGACUCUGGGAGCAUCUUAGUAAUCAGGAAGCGGUUGACAUGGUCCAAAGUAGCCCGCGUAAUGGAAUUGCUCGAAAGUUAGUAAAGUCUGCAAUGCAGGAAGCAGCAAAGAAGAGGGAGAUGCGGUAUUCAGACCUCAAGAAAAUUGAUCGGGGGGUGAGGCGGCACUUCCACGAUGAUAUAACUGUCAUUGUGGUGUUUUUCGAUUCAAAUGCCAUGACAACUGCUGCCUGGAGCAGACCCUCGGUCUCUCUCCGAGGGGGUGGGGUUCCAAUCCCUUCAAACACCCUUGCUCCAUUCUCAGUUCCCACAGAGCUAAACAACUCUUACUGA